AUGUUGAUCAAGGUGCGAACGCUCACCGGCAAGGAGAUCGAGUUGGACAUCGAGAACGAGGUUGACGACAAGUCCGCAUCCGAGUAUGGCCUCGAGGCUGGCGCCACGUUGCAUUUGGUCCUUGCUCUUCGCGGUGGGAACUAG
Molecule: messenger RNA, 144 nt
Organism: Colletotrichum orchidophilum
Lineage: Eukaryota; Fungi; Ascomycota; Sordariomycetes; Glomerellales; Glomerellaceae
Product: ubiquitin family protein
Exons: 3
Coding region: 1-144 (47 amino acids)
Source: RefSeq, a predicted model, not a curated record